AUGUCACAUUCCGCCACAGUGACCCUACAUGAGGUCAAACAUGAACAGAUACAGCCACGGCAGCCCUCAUUCAGGUCGUUAGCCAUACCGGAAAGUGAAGAUGACCCGAAAAUUCGGGAGAAAUAUCGUCCCUAUCUUCUGAAUCCCCAGCAAGCGGCUGAGGAUUGGGCAAAUCGCUUGGAACUCGACACCGUGCUGGACAUGGCGGAGAAGGACCUCAGGAGGACUCAGAAACGUAUCAAGGUGUUGGUUUUGUACGUAAUCCCGGCAGCAUCCGAGGCUAACACUAUCGGCAGAUCGUACUCGAAGCUCGUAGCCCUCGAAGCCAGUCGAAUUCUCUUCCGACUCGGCUGUGACGUCCGAGUCUUUAAUCCAGAGGGCCUACCAGUCAAGGACGACGUCCAGCAGACGCACCCCAAAGUCCAAGAGCUGCGCGAAUUGAGCACAUGGAGCGACGGUCAUCUCUGGGUGACCCCCGAGCAACACGGCAACCUGACUGCCGUCUUCAAGAACCAGAUCGACUGGAUUCCCCUGUCGACCGGCAGCGUUCGACCCACUCAAGGCCGCACGCUGGCCAUCGCCCAAGUAUGCGGAGGAUCCCAGUCGUUCAACGCCGUCAACUCGCUUCGGAUUCUGGGCCGAUGGAUGCGCAUGUUUGUGAUCCCGAAUCAGAGCUCAAUACCGAAGGCAUACACGCAUUUCCCGGAUGCUGGUCGACCGGGAGACUAUCAUCUCAUGCCAAGUGGGAACAGAGACCGCUUGGUCGAUUGCAUGGAGGAAUUUGUUAAGUACACUAUCUUGAUGCGGCCUCACUUUGAUCUCUUUGCGGAUCGAUAUAGUGAACGCGAGGAGAGGCGAUUGAAACAAGCGGCGCAGGCUGCCUAA
This is a messenger RNA of Aspergillus novofumigatus IBT 16806, 885 nucleotides long. RefSeq names its product putative arsenic resistance protein ArsH (gene arsH). The transcript has 3 exons. Lineage: Eukaryota; Fungi; Ascomycota; Eurotiomycetes; Eurotiales; Aspergillaceae. Gene Ontology annotation, molecular function: oxidoreductase activity. The record is from RefSeq and is a predicted model, not a curated record. Bases 1 to 885 code for a protein of 294 amino acids.